UUCUUACAACAGUAAAAGACUCACGGUAAAACGUUAUGGUAGGAUUGCUUUACGUGGACUUAUUUGUGUUAACGUUAUGCCUCACUGAAUAUUAAAUUCCGUCAUUCGACGUAAAUGUUCGAAGCACAUACCGAAUCGAGAAAAUCGGCGUAAUCUUGAAUUGCGGCCUGUAUAUAUAAACCGUAGUCUUUAACUUCAAUACAAAUAUUGUUUGUGCAUGUGAGUGUUUUGAUUUUAAUUAUUCUGCGAAUCUUAGGACGAAGUGUAAUUGUUUAUCUGUAAAGGCUUUGGCUAUUGCGUACGUAUUCCAUAUACAAACGACAGGACUAGGAAAAUGGGAAAUAAGAAUAAAAAGGAAAACGGAGACACAAAACCGCCCCCUUACGCCGCCAGCCAAAGCAAUCCAUCAUUGCACACUGACGUAGAAAAAGAGUUCAAGGUCGAGGAGGAAAUCGAGCGAGGGGAAUGGACCAACAAGGCAGAGUUUCUUCUUUCUUGCAUAGGCCUCUCCGUUGGCCUGGGAAACGUUUGGCGAUUCUCAUACCUGGCGUAUGAAAAUGGCGGAGCUGCCUUUGUCGUCGCCUACAUAAUUCUGCAGAUCCUGAUCGGCAAGCCUAUGUAUAUGAUGGAGCUCAUAGUGAGCCAAUAUUGUGGACGAGGCCCAACCGGUAUAUGGGCCAUGAACCCCUGUGCGAAAGGUAUUGGUAUCUCCAUGGGAGUUAUAUCUCUGGUCGCCUCAACCUACUACAACGUGAUCGUAUCAUAUACACUGUAUUACCUCUUUGCCUCAAUGCAGAAGGUUUUGCCAUGGACAACGUGCAAAGAUGAAUGGCUUGACUAUGGUUGCGUUGAAAAGACCACCCGCAAACUUGAAACCUGUACCGGCAAUGCAACCCUUGAUAUGGUUGAUAAAUGCCUGUGCCAUACAACAAACUACACUUUCAAUGAGGGUCUUACGGUCAAUUGCACCAACACCACCAACACGGCAGUUGCUGAAUUAUAUUUCUAUUUACCUUAUAAUAAAAUGUUUGCUUUACAUUUUACCAUUUACAAACGGCUAUACCAUGUAUUGACUUCUUCCAGCAAAACGGUAAUACAGAAGGCCCCUAAUAUGUAUCCCUCGGAUAUGGGAGCCCCCAUCUGGCAACUGGCCCUUUGUCUCCUCCUGGGAUGGAUUAUUGUAGUUGUGUGCCUUAUUAAAGGGAUCAAGUCCUCUGGAAAGGUUGUGUACUUCACUGCAACGUUCCCGUACGUGAUCCUGAUCAUCCUUCUGGUCCGAGGUUGUCUGCUGGACGGUGCCAUCGACGGCGUUAAAUACUUCAUCGUACCCGAGUGGAGCAAACUGGCCACAUUAGACGUGUGGGCGGCUGCAGCCGGUCAGAUGUUUUUCUCGCUAUCUGUGGCAUUCGGAGGUAUCCUCAUGUUCGGAAGCUACAACAAAUUCAAGAACAACGUCUAUGGUGAUGCGUUGAUAAUAAGCUCAAUGGAUCUCAUCACUAGUAUCAUUGCUGGUUUUGUCGUCUUCACCAAUCUCGGUGGCAUGGCCAAAGCGAUCGGAGUGAGUGUGCAGGACGUGGCAAAGGGAGGUUAUGGUCUCGCCUUCGUUGCCUACCCCGAGGCUCUCUCCAAGUUGCCACCCAAUCAGCUAUGGUCCAUCCUAUUUUUUUUCAUGUUGUUUACACUCGGUCUUGAUAGUCAGUUUGGCUUCUUGGAAACCACUCUUGUCUGUAUCCAAGACGAAUUUCCGCAACUCCGGAAGUACAAGACCCACAUGUGCAUUGGUUUCGGUGUCGCGUUGUAUUUAAUUGCCCUACCAUGCAUCACGAACGGCGGGGACUAUGUGGUGACGUUGCUAGAUUUCUUUGGUGCAGAUUUCUCCGUACUCUUCAUAGCUGUGUGUGAGAGCAUUGCUAUCAUGUGGGUGUACGGAGUCAAGCGGUUUAUGAAGGAUUGCGAAUACAUGCUUGGACAUGCGCCACGUCCGAUGUACUUUUGGGCUUUUUGUUGGUCCGUUUGUGCUCCUUUUCUUACUGGGGCACUGUUCCUCUACCGAAUGAUUAAAUUUAAGUCCCCGGAAAUAACCAAAGGUGUUCCUUACCCACUGUUUGCCCGGGGAAUUGGAUUCGCCCUCACCGCUUUGGUACUCAUUCCGAUACCCCUCACGUUCCUCUACACAUUCUUUACCGCCAAAGGUACCGUGUUCGAACGCUUACGGACGAUUACCACCCCUGAUGACACCUGGGGACCAAACGACGGUAGUAUGAAACACCGUCUGGUCAACACUGUUGAGAUGGUCGCGAAACAUGGCAUUGACAACCCUGAAGUCGUUGCUAAAGGAGACGUUUAUACGCAUUUGUAAUUGGAUUGGUUGAAAAGCCUUGCCUUUCAUAUACAAUAUCCGACUCGUCUGAUAUCACGUGCUAGUAUUUCCAGGAUGUCGGUCACGAUACUGUAUUCCUUUCAUAUACAAUAUCCGACUCGUCUGAUAUCACAUGCUAGUCUUUCCUUGGAGCUGGAUAAAAACGACUUACAGAUUAUUGUAUCCUAAUUUGAAACGGCCGAUUGGUUAACUCGAGUAGAGCUCUUUUUUAGAUGAAGAUAACCUCCUUUCAACUUCAACCAUAUUUAGUACUAUUUUAUAUUAAAAAGUACAUAUUAAGCCAUACUUUGUGUAACGUAAUGUACAUUAUAAUUGUACAUUAUAAUAUAUAAAGGAACAUAUAAAUGAACGUAAUAAUAUAUAUAAUAACAGAAUUUAUCUCAUUGUACAUUAAUGUGUUGUUGUUGUCGUGUUAUUGUUGUAUAAACAAACUAAUUUAGGAAAUAGAAUCUUCGGGUAGGAUGUAAUGAAAUUUGAAAAAUUGAUUAUGGAGAUAUGGUUUCAUUUCUCCAAUGUAAUUCAAUUAUCGGGAACAUAGGUUGAUUUGUCUAUAGCCCUUCAUUAACAAUUCGGCUAGUACAUAACAAACCCCAAUUCAGAUAUGGUAUAUAAUGAAAUUUAAAUAAUGGAAAUAUCCAAUUUCCCAAUGUACAUAACAAAUGCAAGUUCGGAUUGAAUGUAUAUCUUAAGGGUAUCGGGGUUUACGUAAUUGAUUAUAGGAGCGUUAGGUUUCACACUACUAAUGUGGUUUGUCCAUAAGAGAACACCUGGUUAUAUGAUCAAUUAUGUUAAUGAAAUAAGGUCUCCUAUUCACAAUGGUUAUUAUCCACACAUGUUCAACACGAAUGUAUUGGUCAAACGUGAUAAUUGUAUAUUGCACUUUUCUACUGUAACAUGUGGUACAGGCAUGAGCCGUCCAUCCAAUCAACAAGGGUUAUUUGAAGGGGUGGGUUUAGAAAAUCGUCCGAAGAGAAGAGUCAACUAACCAAAAAUGGAAUAAGAGAUAUCUUAAUUUUAUGAUUAUUUUGAUGAGAAUAAAAUGCUGUGUGUUUGUUGUAAGAAUUAUUCUGCACCUCAGAUCUAUAGAACACUUUGUUAGUAAUUUAGUUACGAAUCACUUGGUAUUGUAUUCUACUUAAGAAAAAGAAUAAAUAGCACUUAGAAAUUA
Dreissena polymorpha is the source of this 3548-nucleotide messenger RNA. RefSeq names its product sodium- and chloride-dependent neutral and basic amino acid transporter B(0+)-like. The transcript has 13 exons. The coding region runs from base 335 to 2359 and encodes 674 amino acids. Gene Ontology annotation, cellular component: membrane. Gene Ontology annotation, biological process: sodium ion transmembrane transport. The record is from RefSeq and is a predicted model, not a curated record. Gene Ontology annotation, molecular function: L-amino acid transmembrane transporter activity. Lineage: Eukaryota; Metazoa; Mollusca; Bivalvia; Myida; Dreissenidae.